AUGCCUCAUCUCACCGAUGCGUUACAAGAGAUCAACGUUCGUAUACCUUACAGAACGGUGAUCUCUCCCAACGCCACGGGUGAUGAAAUCUCCGUGGAGCUUCUUCGGAUGAUGACUCGGCCCACUAGAGUGUUUGUUGUCCACACUGAAGAUCUACUCGCCUCGAGAUUUUUCGCCAAAGCCAAGGAGAUUGGUUUGAUGAAGCAAGGAUAUAUCUGGAUCCUUAUAACCAACAGCAUUACAGAUGGUCUUAGUCUCAUGAAAGAGACGGAAACUGAUGCAAUGCAGGGGAGGGAGUAUGUACCAAGAUCCGACAAGCUUGAAGCAUUUAAAUCUAAAUGGAAGAAUAGAUUCCCAGUCUCUGACCUGAGCGUGUAUGGACUUUGGGCUUAUGAUGCCACCACUGCACUUGCGUUGGCCAUCGAAGAAGCUGGGACAUCAAAUUUGAUUUUUGUCAAGACAGAUGCCACCAUGAGGAACAUGUCUGGACUUCAAGGUCUAGGUGUAUCUCAAUACGGUCCAAAACUUCUCCAGACACUCUCCAAAGUCCGGUUCAAAGGUCUUUCUGGUGAUUUCCGGUUUAUCAAUAGAGAACUGCAGCCGUCAGUGCUUGAGAUUGUUAACGUGAAUGGUCAUGGAGGAAGGACCAUAGGAUACUGGACGAAAGAACAUGGUCUCUUCAAGCACGUUGACCAAAGACAAGCCACCACGACCACUUUCACUACUUGGAAAGAUCGACUCAGACCAAUCAUAUGGCCUGGUGACACCACCUUUGUGCCCAAAGGAUGGGAGAUUCCGACAAAUGGGAAAAGACUGAAGAUUGGAGUCCCAACUAAUAACCAUUUCCCGCAGUUUGUGAAAGGUACAAAGGAUCCCAUCACCAACUCAACAAUAUUCAGUGGAUUCUGCAUCGACUACUUUGAGGCUGUUAUUCAAGCGAUGCCUUAUGAUGUGUCCUAUGACUUCUUUCCUGUAGAAGAUAUGGAUUACGAGACUAUGGUCUACCAAGUGUACCUCGGGUUUCCUGUGAAGUUCGUGUUUGAUUUGGUUCUUGGAGGUGUGAGCUAG
Molecule: messenger RNA, 1068 nt
Organism: Brassica oleracea var. oleracea
Lineage: Eukaryota; Viridiplantae; Streptophyta; Magnoliopsida; Brassicales; Brassicaceae
Product: glutamate receptor 2.1-like
Exons: 4
Coding region: 1-1068 (355 amino acids)
Source: RefSeq, a predicted model, not a curated record